AUGGGGGUGAUAACCGGCCGAGAGGAGCCCAAAAGAUCGAUUGGCUCUGUAUGUGCUCCAACAUGGGAUUUCAUCUGUUACAUCGAAAAUUUCUGUGUUGCUCAGUUGCUCAAAUUUGUUAUGGUGGCAAUGUUGGUGUAUUUCGUGCUCUUAUUCUUAUACCUAUUGUACAAUCUUGGAAUCUGCCAAUGCAUUUGCCGCACGCUCUUUAGAAUAACGUGGGCUUGUUUUUCCACUUGUUUCUCCUCGUUCGAUUUUUGCUGCUCGUAUUUAUGUUACAAGUUACGAACGAUAAGGAGAUUGCGUAAAAGGAGAAGGAGAAAGAAGGACAUUGAAGAAUUUGAUGGACAAACGAGCCCAUAUAUCUCUAGUGAGGAUGAUGAGUACGAAUUAGAAGAUAAGUCUAUUGAUAGUUAUUUUGAUCACAGAGGAUCACGUUUUAGUCGAAGGAGAAAUUAUAAAGUCGAGCAUUUGAGGAAGUCUUUAAGGCCGACCAACCAUCGAGCACGAGUGGAGCUUUCGGGUCACUUGCACGGGAAAAGGGCUUUGAAGAAUAGUAUCGAAUUUCGUCAUAAUUUGCUACACGAUCAUAUUCGUGUGAACAGAAGUUCGAAAUUCUCGCAAAAGGGUUCCAAGGGUAAAAAUGGGAUUCUUCGUCACAGGAGGAGAUAAGAGUUUUUAGGUGAAUGUAAGAGUAAAUUUUUUAGUAUUUUUUGUUAGUAUGUUAGAUUUGAAAUUGUGAACUUUCUACUGUUAGAUAUGUAUAUUUUUAAGUGACUUCAUGGUCUAUUGAAGAUCAGUAUUAGAUGAUUACUCCUCAAAUUGGCAGCA
Molecule: messenger RNA, 831 nt
Organism: Striga asiatica
Lineage: Eukaryota; Viridiplantae; Streptophyta; Magnoliopsida; Lamiales; Orobanchaceae
Source: the annotation of a GenBank genome assembly